Molecule: messenger RNA, 852 nt
Organism: Mya arenaria
Lineage: Eukaryota; Metazoa; Mollusca; Bivalvia; Myida; Myidae
Product: lysozyme-like
Exons: 5
Coding region: 74-754 (226 amino acids)
Molecular function (GO): lysozyme activity
Source: RefSeq, a predicted model, not a curated record
CACCAGAGGUUCCAAACUCAAUUGACGGCACUGUUUGCUAGUGUACAGUUAACAUAUUGAAAACAACAGCACCAUGUUGAAGAUUGUGCUCCUUGCGCAGUUGGUUGCCCUGGCGACGGCGGCGCCCGCUUCGGGCACGUGUAUGUGCGUCAAUACGGCCGCUUUGCACGUGCGGGACCAGGCCGGUCUCAGUUCGAAUGUUGUCGCUACGGCCUCGAGCGGCGAGUGUUACAAGUUUAACGGCGGCGUUAUCACAAAGGACGGCUACACAUGGUACGAGCUGCAGAACGUUCACGGGCACUCUCGAGUGUGGGCCGCCUCUAACUACCUGACAGUUUCUCCAGCUUCCCACUGCGGAAGCAGCGGCUCCACCGGAUCUCACAGUUUCGCCACAGGGGUGGUCUCCCAACAUUGCCUCGAGUGCAUCUGUCAGCAAGAGUCCGGCUGCACGAACAAGCCGUGUGCUGAUGACGUCGGCUCGCUGUCCUGUGGGUACUUCCAGAUCAAACAUGACUACUGGCUUGAUUGUGGGAGCAUUGGUGGAAGCUGGAAAGCGUGUGCCGCGGACCUGCACUGUGCUUCCCAGUGUGUCCAGAACUACAUGAAACGGUGGGCCUCCCAUUAUAACUGCCCGUUGACGUGUGAGGGAUACUCCCGGGAGCAUAAUGGCGGACCUAACGGCUGCCACCACUCCUCCACACUGGGCUACUGGACACAAGUGAAGACUCACUCGGGAUGCGCACAUGUCCAAUAAAUGUGGAAGGUCGGUCUUGCGAAAUAUCGGGAUAAUGCUUCUUGGAUUGUUAUGUUAAAUCAAUGAAAAUAAAUACACGUAGCGUGAAAAUGUUUAAA